Molecule: messenger RNA, 378 nt
Organism: Dicrocoelium dendriticum
Lineage: Eukaryota; Metazoa; Platyhelminthes; Trematoda; Plagiorchiida; Dicrocoeliidae
Source: the annotation of a GenBank genome assembly
AUGACGUACAGGACCUCACUCAGCGGUGAUAAACGAGUCGGUUGUGAUUUCGUGAGUGUUAGCUCUGUCGGAGGUGCGAGACAUGAGGCCUCACCAGGAGCGUUGGACGGACAUCUACCCAGUCGGAAGGUAAAUGUUACCCCUUUCGCGGAAACGCUGCGGUCGGAUUACAGACAACUGGCCGAACAGGUUGCAACCGGUUCCGACAUGGGGAUCGAUGCGUGCACUCAGGCCAAGAUGCGCCGGUAUGGCAUCUCGUCCAAUGUCCGUACAAUCGAGGCACAUUUGACGAUGGACUCCACUGAGUCCCUCAUAGAAACUACGUCGUGUCAAUUGAAUCCAUUGUCAGCAUUAUCAGAGUUGGUUGGAACGUCCUAA